Messenger RNA from Rubroshorea leprosula, 1084 nucleotides. The record is from the annotation of a GenBank genome assembly. NCBI's taxonomy places the organism in Eukaryota, Viridiplantae, Streptophyta, Magnoliopsida, Malvales, Dipterocarpaceae.
CACCAAACCAACUCGCACGCUGUCUACUUAUCUUCUUAGUCUCAACCACCAUUUCUUUUCCACCUUAGACUUCCAAGUGAGUGUGGGUAUCAUCGCCGGAAUGGCCUGCGCAGCUACCUCAGCGACUGCUUUCGUCUCCAACGCUAGGGUUUUGUCUCCCAAAUCUGCGCCGGUUGUGAAUCCGGUGGCUCAAUCCCUAACUGUUCCAACUUCUUUCCACGGUCUGCGCAGGUCUCUCCAUUCUCAGGUUUCGCGAUCGGUUUCACUGAGCCGCGGCUCUCAUUCUCGAAAGAGCUUCGCAGUGAAAGCUAUUAGUGAACUUCCGUUAGUGGGAAAUACUGCUCCAGAUUUUGAGGCCGAGGCAGUUUUUGAUCAGGAGUUCAUUAAGGUCAAGCUCUCUGAAUAUAUUGGGAAGAAAUAUGUGAUACUCUUUUUCUACCCACUGGACUUCACAUUUGUCUGCCCCACUGAGAUUACCGCUUUCAGUGACCGCUAUGAGGAAUUUAAGAAGCUUAACACAGAAAUUUUGGGUGUUUCAAUUGACAGUGUGUUCUCGCACCUUGCCUGGGUUCAAACAGAUAGAAAGUCUGGUGGUCUUGGUGACUUGAAGUACCCACUGGUCUCUGAUGUUACCAAGUCAAUUGCAAAGUCUUAUCGAGUGCUGAUCCCUGAUCAGGGAAUUGCAUUGAGGGGCCUUUUCAUCAUUGACAAGGAAGGAGUUAUUCAGCACUCCACCAUUAACAAUCUUGCAAUUGGCCGGAGUGUUGAUGAGACAUUGAGGACCCUUCAGGCCUUGCAAUAUGUGCAGGAAAACCCUGAUGAAGUCUGCCCGGCUGGAUGGAAACCAGGAGAGAAAUCAAUGAAACCAGACCCUAAGCUCAGCAAGGAGUACUUUGCUGCAAUAUAGAGAGGUAGCAUAUAAGACUCAAGACGCGAAUCUUUGUCCAUUAGCUGUGAACGAGUUUAGUGCGAGUGUAAUGUGUUGCAGUGGUUGAGUUUUUGGUAGCAAAUCGUUGGAAUAAACAUGUUUGGAGGGGACCUAUUGAUGCGCUAAAAUCACUAGUAAUAAAGUAAUGAGAAGAGU